Molecule: messenger RNA, 918 nt
Organism: Botrytis fragariae
Lineage: Eukaryota; Fungi; Ascomycota; Leotiomycetes; Helotiales; Sclerotiniaceae
Product: putative short-chain dehydrogenase protein
Exons: 3
Coding region: 1-918 (305 amino acids)
Molecular function (GO): oxidoreductase activity
Source: RefSeq, a predicted model, not a curated record
AUGGCCGGCAGCGGAGAAAGAGUUCCUACCAUCAACAGCUUCCAAAUGGGAAGACUGCAUGGUAAAAAUGCCAUCGUUACUGGUGCUGCUGGAGGAAUCGGUCUUGAAACCUGUAUCCUCUUCGCCAAAGAAGGCGCCAAUGUUCUCAUGGCCGAUAUUUCCGCACCAGCACUCGAGAAAGCCGCCGCAAAACUCAGACAACUAGUUCCAUCCGCCCACAAAGUUGAAGUUAAAGUAUGCGACGUCUCUAAAGAAUCUGACAUCGAGGCCGCAGUUGCUCAUCUCGAAUCUUGGGGUGGUAUUGAUAUCAUGUUCAACAAUGCUGGAAUUAUGCAUGCUGAUGAUGCCGAUGCUAUUGAUACCCCUGAGAAGAUUUGGGAUCUGACUCAAGCUAUUAACGUUAAGGGUGUUUGGUUUGGUUGCAAACAUGCCGUCAUUUCUAUGCGCAAGAACAAGAAGAGCCGUGGUUCUAUCAUCAACACUGCAUCUGUUGUUGCGCUUGUUGGUUCUGCCACUCCUCAAUUAGCAUACACAGCUUCCAAGGGAGCAGUUUUGGCCAUGACUAGAGAAUUGGCUAUUGUUCACGCAAGAGAGGGAUUCAGAUUCAAUGCGCUAUGCCCAGCUCCAUUGAACACUCCUCUUCUUCAAGAUUGGUUGGGAGAUGAUCAACCUAAGAGACUUAGACGUGAGAUUCAUUUCCCAAGUGGAAGAUUCGGAGAGGCUAUUGAGCAAGCUCAAGCAGUUUUGUUCUUGGCUAGUGAUGAGAGUAGCUUUGUUAACGGACAAGAUUUCGUUGUCGACGGCGGUAUGACAAAAGCCUACGUCACCCCCGAAGGACCACCUCUCGCCGCUCCAUCCAACAACGCUCUUCUCAGCGAACAAGUCGAUGCUAUCCGCGGUACCGGUAUUCCUCAAUAG